Populus euphratica (Euphrates poplar) is the source of this 977-nucleotide messenger RNA. RefSeq names its product protein yippee-like. The record is from RefSeq and is a predicted model, not a curated record. The transcript is spliced from 5 exons. Lineage: Eukaryota; Viridiplantae; Streptophyta; Magnoliopsida; Malpighiales; Salicaceae. Bases 301 to 693 code for a protein of 130 amino acids.
GUCAGCUUUCUACUUUUAGAAGAAAAGGGUAAUAUAACGGUGGAUGGCUUCCCCUGUCCUCUCCUACCGGUCUACGUUUCCUAUAUAGCAUGCAAUAAGAACUCUAUUUAGAAGCAAUCACUGAAAGAGGUCGCCAAUUCAAUCUAUCAAACUCGAAACAUUAAUAUUAACGAUCCUGUCUCCUUUUGUUUUCUCUAUUAAGGAAAAAAAAGUCUCCUUCUACUCUCAAUCUAGAUUUUGAAUUCUCUCAACGGACGCUAUAAUCUGAAGAUUUUUGUUGAAAGAUCUGUUUGUGAGGACAUGGGCAGGCUGUUUGUAGAGAGUCUCGAAGGGAGGAUCUAUAGUUGCAAGCACUGCAGGACUCAUCUUGCUCUUUAUGAUGAUAUUGUUUCAAAGUCUUUCCACUCCAGGCAUGGGAAAGCUUAUCUGUUCAAGAAGGUAGUGAACGUCUUUGCGGGAGAGAAGGAAGAGAGAAUCAUGAUUACCGGGCUGCAUACUGUUGCUGACAUUUUCUGUGUUGGGUGUGGAUCAAUUGUGGGCUGGAAAUAUGAGACUGCACACGAAAAGAGCCAGAAGUACAAGGAAGGAAAAUCUGUCAUUGAGCGGUUUAAGGUGUCUGGUCCUGACGGAAGCCAUUAUUGGGUGAAUCAUGAACACCACCACAUUGGUGGAAGCGAUGCAGAUGAUGUUUGAUUAUCCAUCUUGUCGUUUCGAGUUGUACAUGUUUCUCUCUUCUGAUAUUCCUGGUUUAGCUAUGAAAAACUGAAACCAUCAUUUGGACAGCUCUUUCAACUAGCUUUCAAUAAUUGAUUCCAAACUUGGAAUGUUGAAUCUGAUGAAUCCAUUCCCAGUUUCAUAUGCCAGUUAAUGUGCACGACAGUUGUUGAAUCCCUUAUUGCAAUUACAAGGGUGAUUUGCUGGUGUAAAUCAACCCUGUGAUUGUUCAUUGCAUAAGCAAGAUGAUUGUCUUCUUCUUU